AUGGAGAAAAUCUUCAUCCUUGGUGGCAGAGAACAGAGCAGAUAUGAAGUUCUAAUUCCACCAUCGUCUUCUGAUUUCAUCCAAAAAUUAACCCAAAUCAAGUUUCUUUUGGGUUUAAAGUCGUCCCACCGGAUAUCUGCAUCUGGAUCUGUGGGCGGUGACAGGUGGUCGGAGACAACAACAUUGAUGGGUGUUGAAAAGAAUAUCACCGGUGGUGGUCAGGACUCCCACCACAACAACGACGGCGAGUAG
Molecule: messenger RNA, 252 nt
Organism: Lactuca virosa
Lineage: Eukaryota; Viridiplantae; Streptophyta; Magnoliopsida; Asterales; Asteraceae
Source: the annotation of a GenBank genome assembly